CAAAAUGUCAAACCAGUCAAACGUCAGCUCGCUCAGCCUCAGCUCGCUGUCGGAGCGACUCGUGAACGGUGAGAGGAACAGCGUCAACGCUGCUGGUGCCGCCACCGGCGCUGUCAGUGGCAACGCCGGCUGCGGGGCGAAAGGAGGAAAGGGCAGUUGCGUGAGUGGUGGAAGUGUCUUUGAUUCUUACAGUGGUGCCGUCAGUGGCGUCGGUGCCGGUAGUACUGGUAGUGGUAAUAAUAGUAAGAAUAAUAAUAAUACUGAUAUCAUUGGUAACGGCGGCGUACUCGUUGUUACCGGCGGCGUCAUCGGUGGCGCCGCGGACGGUCCCCGCGACGUGACGUUGUCCGACGCCUUCCGCGACACGACGCCAGUGAAUUUCUGCCGCGAGACAACAGUACCGCGUACCUGCGGCGGCGACCGUCGUUGUUGCACCUACGCUGUCGACGCGUUAUUAUCCUCAGUGACAGGAGCUACGACGUGCUUGGCCAACGGUGGCGGGGACGACGUCGCUGACGACGACGACGACGACGUCGCCGCAACGUCGAUCAACUGCCACGAGAUUACAUUGAACAGCGCUGGAACCAGGACAACGACGACGACAACGACGACGCCGUUGCUGCUGGACGCCGGUAGCGUCGACGCGAGAACGAUCGGCAGAAGUAGGAACAGAAACAGCAACAAUCCUACAAACUCCACUGCCGUCGUCAUUGUUGACGUCGCGCCGUCGUUUCACAACGACGACGACGACGAGGAUAACGACGACGACGACGAACACGACGACGAAUCCGACGACGACGAGGACGAGGACGACGACGAGGAUAACGACGACGACGACGACGAAGACGAAGAAGAAGAAGAAGACGACGAAGAAGACGAGGACCGUCGCCGCUAUCACGAUCGCGGCAAGAUGGUCGCGGCGAUGAACGAGCACCUGUCGAACGCUACGACGACGACAACGUCGUCCCCACCGGCGGUAGCGAACGCCAUCCGCAAUACCAUCGCAAUGUCAUCGUCGUCGUCUUCAUCGUCGUCAUCAUCGUUGUCGUCGUCGUCCUCGGUAUCGUCGGCUAUGAUGACAGCGACUACAACAAACGCCGGUGGCAAUCCUUCCGCCACGAUGAUGACGAUGAGCAGUGUCGGGAGCGGUGCCAAUAGUAACAAUAACAACGCCGGCGGCGGUGGAUGCACUAGCGCGCGCAAUCAGGAGUUCCAAGAGAUGGACGGCGACGGCAAGAGCACCAGCGGCAACACCACUGCCGCCGGUAUCCACAGUUUUCCAUGUGACUUCGAUCAUAUGUAUGCCAGCAUGACCGACGGUGCUGCGCCGGCUGCCGCUCUCGGCGUCAGUCCGCUGCGCGGCAAUGAGCCUCGUCACAAUGAUCUCACCGAGGUCAAACACCUCAAGGAGCUGCUAUUGCUCCACCUCGACCUCAUCCAGCAGCAGUCCGAGCAGAUCGUCACCAAGGACAAACUCCUCGCCGCGCUACGUCAGGAAAACGAGACGCUGAAACUGCGUUUGGAACGUAUGGAAAGGCGUGUAAACCUUCAGAAACUGAGAUCUGAAUGUAGCGAGAAUUCUACCGGUUCGGAUCAUUUAGGCGCCUGCUCGCCCACCAGUGUCAAUUCAGUGAAUAUACCUUCGACCAGCGAACUGCAUAGAAACGUUCAGUGCGAGAGUAGCAACAGUAGCAACAUCUUGCACGAGACCUUUAAAAUACGUCUAAACACUAGUGGCGGUAUCACCACUGUUAAACAAGAACCACACGAUAAUCAAAUUAAAUUGGAAGUCAAACAAGAGCCUAAUAACGAGGCGAGGUUUGAAUGGGAAGAGAAAAAGAAGAGACGAUCUGAUCCAACUCCCUUGUCUAUAGGUAGUAAAAAGAAAAGGGGUCUCUCUUGUUCAUCUACUAUCAGUAACGACGGAGUGCAAGAAAAGAUAUUAGGUCAGACGUUGCACGAAACCAGUAGAAAGAGCGACAGGAAGUCAAAAUCUCUUGUGAAAAAGGAAUCCUUUCUCACGACAGAGGAACAUUAUUAUACAGCUGUAGGAGAUCCAACUUAUACGUUAAACAUGAAACAGUUUAGCCCAGUAGAAACGAGUAAUUCGUUAGAAGUUCCAAAUUGGAGAAUAAAGGUGUACACGAGUUGUUAUACAAUGGAGGGAACCGAGAAUUUGGACGAUGAAAUUUUUAAUAAGAGACAUUUGAAAUUAGAGAACGAUGAAAGGAGGCGAAAGCGAUGGGAUGUACAAAGGAUAAGGGAACAAAGGCAUAUAGAAAAGUUGAAGCAACGACAAGAACGUCAAAAUCAUCAAGCUACGUGUUAUAAUACAAAUCAUACUGGUCCUUGUCCAUCAUCCAUGGAAGAGGAAACCAUAACUUCCCUGUGGCCUGAUAUAGAACAAAUUCAAAGUCUUCAAGUAGAUCUUCAUUUGCCAGUAACUGCAUUUGGCGCACCUAUUCCUAGUUUUACUCCGUGCGAAUUCUCUUUACCCUGGUCGAAUAUAACACGAAUAAAGUGUCGACGUCCUAAACGUUCAACAAGUAGAAGAAAAUCUACAGGUAGAAGAAAAAUUUAAGAGAUAUAAAUUUUUAUAAAAUUGGACAGAACUGAUUUUAUCGGUACCGUCAGUUUUAAACUCUUAAAAAUACUACUGCUCCCUCUCACGCCAUAAUUGAAACAGCGUUUUUCGUUGCAAAAUAGGGGCACCAAAGAUAUUUUUACUGACUUUUUAAACACAUGCGAUAUAAUAUAGUU
Molecule: messenger RNA, 2760 nt
Organism: Mycetomoellerius zeteki
Lineage: Eukaryota; Metazoa; Arthropoda; Insecta; Hymenoptera; Formicidae
Product: serine-rich adhesin for platelets
Exons: 4
Coding region: 5-2581 (858 amino acids)
Cellular component (GO): MSL complex
Molecular function (GO): chromatin binding
Source: RefSeq, a predicted model, not a curated record